This is a messenger RNA of Colletotrichum acutatum, 518 nucleotides long. RefSeq lists its product as uncharacterized. The record is from RefSeq and is a predicted model, not a curated record. The coding region runs from base 89 to 400 and encodes 103 amino acids. The transcript has a single exon. NCBI's taxonomy places the organism in Eukaryota, Fungi, Ascomycota, Sordariomycetes, Glomerellales, Glomerellaceae.
CAAACAGGAGCAGGAGUCAACCUGGUGGGAACAAUGGCAAGCCGCCACACCACCAGUCCACCACAACCUCAUCCACUCUUCGUCCAACAUGAUCCAUUGGGGGCUGCCGAUACUGGCCAGCACCAGCACCCCAGCGACGGUCUGUUCACCGAUCAAGCAAGCGACCGCCGACCACUGGCUGCUCUGGAAAGCCUCUGAUCCGAAUGGAAGCGCUCCCCCUCCAAGCCGGGGUCAUCGUGGUUGGCCCUGUCGGCCAAGCGACUCCAAGUGGUUGCUGUCCAGGCAAAAGAAAUUAAAAGGAGGAUCCUUCCGAAUCGGUGCUGAGCGCACUUGUGAACAACCAUCAGCCAUCAUCUCUGUCUCUCUCUGUCUCUCGCCCAGUCUGUCCAUCUGCCACUGAUAGACUGUUAGUGCUACCCGUAGUGUUAGUGUUGGUGUUAGUAACGCUUUCCCAAUCCCAAUCCCAGGCCAGCGCUGCCCCGUGCCACCCUUUCGCCUGUCGCCGACUCAUCCCCAUG